Vitis vinifera (wine grape) is the source of this 996-nucleotide messenger RNA. Its product is annotated as ankyrin repeat-containing protein At5g02620-like. NCBI's taxonomy places the organism in Eukaryota, Viridiplantae, Streptophyta, Magnoliopsida, Vitales, Vitaceae. The record is from RefSeq and is a predicted model, not a curated record. Gene Ontology annotation, molecular function: protein binding. The transcript has 3 exons. Bases 1 to 996 code for a protein of 331 amino acids.
AUGAAUUUUGAGAGGCUAAGAAAGCAGGGGAGGGGAGAAAGAUGGAAGACAGGGAAACAAAGGCAAAAACAACCCAAGAAGCAAGCCAUCUUGGCAAUCUCUGAGCAUAAGGAUGCCAAAUUGUUGGAGGACUAUGUGACAGCUAGUUCCAUGGAUCCUGAUUUGUACAGAGCUACGAUACAAGGAGACAUUCUUGAAUUCAUAAAAGCCGUGGAACAAGGACCAGACAAUAGACACGCUGGUGUACCUGCUGCAUCUUGUAUCCAAGUGACCCCUCAGAAGAACACAGUUCUUCACCUAGCAACGAUCUUUGGACAUGACGAGAUUGUAAAACUCAUUUGUAAGGACUUGCCCUUUCUUGUCAUGGAAAGAAAUUGCAGAGGUGACACUGCACUUCACAUUGCAGCCAGAGCUGGCAAUUCACUGCUAGUGAAUUUGUUGAUUAAUUCAACAGAGGGGGUUUUGGGUGUGAAGAAUGAGACGGGUAAUACCGCAUUGCAUGAGGCAUUGCAACAUCGUCAUGAAGAGGUGGCCUGGAAUAUAAUUAACAAAGACAGAAAUAUGUCUUGUUCUGUCAAUAAGGAAGGAAAAUCUUUGUUGUAUUUGGCCGCAGAAGCAGGAUAUGCAAAUCUUGUUAGGUUUAUAAUGGAAAAUCCUGCAGGAAACUACAGCAUUGAAGGAAAGCUCGAGAACAAACCAUCUGUGAAAGCUGCCAUUCUUGGGAAGAACAUAGUAUGGUACUUGACUUUCAAUGAACAAUGGUUAACUUUUGGUGAGAUGUAUUUUCUGGUGAGAGGUUGGGACUCUCCGAUCAAUAAGGAACUCGGAGCAGAUUCGAACAAGGAAGAAGGCGGGGAAGGGCAGAUGGCACCACGCAUGACAUUCUCCGCAGAUGUGGACAUGGAUAGAGAUAGAAGUGCUCCUUACAGCUAUAAACACAUUGUCCCUGCAAUCUCCGCAGAUAGAAGUGCUCCUUCCACACGUGGGCAUGGCUAG